AUGGCAGACAACGGAGCGCCUCCAGAAGAGCCCCCGCAGUCUGAGCACUUGAAUAUAAAAGUCACCGACAGCAACAACGAGGUGUUCUUCAAGAUCAAGCGCACAACGCCACUCAAGAAGCUGAUGGAUGCCUUCUGUGAGCGUCAAGGCAAGAGCCCGCAGAGUGUCCGCUUCCUCUUCGACGGCCAGCGAGUCAACCCCACGGACAACCCCGAUACUCUCGACAUGGCGGACGGCGACACCCUCGAGGUGCACCAGGAGCAGAUCGGAGGCAACGCUUAA
This is a messenger RNA of Dissoconium aciculare CBS 342.82, 282 nucleotides long. RefSeq names its product putative ubiquitin-like modifier. Bases 1 to 282 code for a protein of 93 amino acids. Gene Ontology annotation, cellular component: nucleus; septin ring. Gene Ontology annotation, molecular function: ubiquitin-like protein ligase binding; protein tag activity. NCBI's taxonomy places the organism in Eukaryota, Fungi, Ascomycota, Dothideomycetes, Mycosphaerellales, Dissoconiaceae. Gene Ontology annotation, biological process: protein sumoylation. The transcript is spliced from 2 exons. The record is from RefSeq and is a predicted model, not a curated record.